This is a messenger RNA of Phytophthora sojae, 1572 nucleotides long. RefSeq lists its product as hypothetical. Gene Ontology annotation, molecular function: hydrolase activity. The coding region runs from base 1 to 1572 and encodes 523 amino acids. The record is from RefSeq and is a predicted model, not a curated record. Gene Ontology annotation, biological process: nucleotide catabolic process. The transcript has 2 exons. Lineage: Eukaryota; Oomycota; Peronosporomycetes; Peronosporales; Peronosporaceae.
AUGACGGAGACCACAGACCCGCUGCCGCCUUCGCCUACCGCGACCGACGCCACUCCGGACCAGGUGCCGGCCAGCGCUGAGCCCGCCAAGCCGCCCACGGGCGACCAGAGGGCCAAGCUCGUCAUCCUGUCGGUGAACGACGUGUACGACAUGACCCCGAACGAGCACGGCCACGGCGGCAUGGCAGAGUUCGCCACGCUGCUGGAGCGACAGAAGGCGGCUCUGCCCGAGGACGUCACGCUGCUCGUGACGCUGAACGGAGACUUCCUCUCGGGCUCGGAGAUGGGCGAGCACUUCAAAGGUGCACAUAUGAUCGAGCUUAUGAACCACUUGGGUAUUGAAUACGUGGUGCUGGGCAACCACGAGUUUGAUUUUGGCGCGGACGAGCUCAAGGCACGCAUGCGCGACUCGACGGCCAAGUGGUUUGGGUCCAAUGUGCUAAACGCUGCAACGGGUGCGCUCUUUGAUGGCGUGGUGGAUACGGAGCUGAUCACGCUGAAGGACGGAUUGAAGCUGGGCGUUUUUGGCGUGUGCACGGAGGAGACGCCGACGCUGUCGUUCCCUGGAUCCACGGUCAAGUUCGACGACGUGUUCUCAACUUCGCGAAGAUGCGUGGAUGAGCUUAGAGCGCAAGGAGCGGACUUUAUCGUGGCUCUCACGCAUUUAUCGAUUUCACAGGACAAAAAGCUCGCGCGGAGCGUCCCUGGCAUCGACGUGAUGCUCGGCGGCCACGACCACGAACCGUUCACGAUGUACGAGGGCAAGACGUUCAUUCACAAGUCCGGACAGAACGCCUUCUGGCUGGCGAAGCUUGAGUUUGAAUUGUAUCGGUCAGCAGAUCACCCUGAACGCGGACUUUCAGUCUUGCCGCAGUGGAGUAUGAUCGCGAACGCGCGCAUGCCGCCGCAGCCGGCGUGUCAGCAGAUCAUCUACAAAUACAUGCGCGAAAUGGAGAGUGCGAAUGACCCCGAGCAGAAUGAGCGCGUCCUCGCUACGCUGGCGACCACCUUAUCCACUCGGACUGCUCUUCUACGAGCAGGGGAGAGCAACGCAGGCAAUUUGGUGGCCGACGCACUGCGCAGCGAGUUGGCUGCUGACAUCGGCUUCAUCAACGGCGGAUUCAUUCGAGGAGAUAAGGAGUACCUGGCCAAGUCGAACGUGACUGUGGGCAUCCUCAAGCACGAGAUGCCGUUCCCGCGGCCUGCUGUGCUGGUCCGGAUUAAGGGUAGCGACCUGCGCGACGCAUUCAUCCAGCAUCUGUACAAGUACCCGCAGCAGAGCGGCUCACACCCGCACGUGUCUGGGCUAAAGCUGACCAUCGACAUGCAGUCCAACCCGCCUGCAGUCACCAAAAUGCUGAACGACAAUGGCGAGCCGGUGGACUUGGACGCGGAGCUCCUUGUGGCCACGUCCAAGUUCGUUGCUGGCGGAGGUGACGGCUGCUCAUCGUGGCUCAAGGGCGAGGUCCUGCGCGAGGCCGCCAAGAUCCCCGAGGUCGUGGCCGAUUUCAUGAUGAAGAAGCGGCUACUGGCGUAUCCCGAGCACGAAGGGCGGAUUACGAUCCUCGAGUGA